This is a messenger RNA of Pogona vitticeps (central bearded dragon), 3542 nucleotides long. RefSeq names its product endosome-lysosome associated apoptosis and autophagy regulator 1 (gene ELAPOR1). Lineage: Eukaryota; Metazoa; Chordata; Lepidosauria; Squamata; Agamidae. The record is from RefSeq and is a predicted model, not a curated record. Gene Ontology annotation, biological process: positive regulation of vacuole organization; autophagosome assembly. Gene Ontology annotation, cellular component: late endosome; lysosome; plasma membrane.
CAGGAGGAAGGCAGCUGCGGUUGCUAGGCAGCGAGGUGUGGGCGGUGCGAGCCUGACAGGGGGCGGGGCGGGUGAGCGAGGCGAGCGUCCUGCAUCCCUCUCCGGCUCCAAACGCUGCUGCUGUCGCCGCCACGGCACCUGAGACGUCGUCCGCUGCCUCCUAGAUCCGCCGAGCGGCGCCACCGCCGCCGCCUUCCCCUGCCACCAUGGCUGGGGCUGCCAGGCUCCAUUCUCCUGCGGCGACCGCCGGGUGCUCGUGCCUCCCUGGCAGAGUCGGGCGGAGGCGUCGGCCCCCCCUUCGGCUCGCUUUCUUGCUUCUGUUCUGGGCAGGUGCUGCGGCUCAAGGGGAGAAUCUACACGUCUGCAAAGAGUCAGAAUACCAUUAUGAAUACACAGCAUGCAACAGCCUAGGCUCCAGAUGGAGAGUAGCUGUGCCACACACCGCGGGACUUUGCACUGGCCUGCCAGACCCCAUCAAAGGCACAGAGUGCUCUUUUUCCUGUACAGCAGGCAAAUUCUUGGAUAUGAAAGAUCAGUCCUGCAAGCCAUGCGCAGAAGGCACGUAUUCUCUGGGGACCGGUAUCAGGUUUGACGAAUGGGAUGAGCUGCCCCAUGGUUUUGCCAGUGUAGCAACCAAUCUUGAAAUGGAUUCCAGCCUCUCAGAGUCCUUAGGAAACUGCACCAUGUCAACGUGGGUUCCUAAGGGAGAUUACAUUGCUUCCAACACAGAUGAGUGCACAGCCACUUUGAUGUAUGCCGUUAAUCUCAAGCAGUCUGGCACAGUCUCCUUUGAGUACAUCUACCCAGACAGCAGCAUUGUCUUUGAGUUCUUUAUUCAGAAUGACCAGUGCCAGCCAACAGUAGAGGAGUCACGGUGGAUGACAACCACAGAAAAAGGAUGGGAGACACACAGUGUUAAACUAAAUCGAGGCAACAAUGCCCUGUAUUGGAGGACAACAGCCUUCUCUGUGUGGUCCAAAACUCCCAAGCCUGUGUUGGUGAGGAACAUUGUGAUUACAGGAGUGGCAUACACUUCCGAAUGCUUUCCGUGCAAGGCAGGCACCUAUGCAGCCAAAUCAGGUUCUUCUUUCUGCCGACAGUGCCCAGCAAACUCCUUCUCCAGCAAGGAAGCAACUGUCUGCCAACAGUGUGAGCCAACAACAUACUCAGAACCAGGUUCCUCAUCAUGCAAGCCUCGUCCAGCCUGUACUGAUAAGGAUUAUUUUUAUACUCAUACAGCCUGUGACACAAAUGGAGAUACUCAGUUAAUGUAUAAAUGGGCCGAGCCAAAGAUCUGCAGCGAGGACCUCCCUAAUGCUGUAAAGUUGCCUCCAUCAGGUGUAAAAACUGUUUGUCCACCUUGCAACCCAGGGUUUUUCAAGACAAAUGCAAGUUCCUGUGAGCCCUGUCCAUAUGGAACAUAUUCGAAUGGGUCUGGUUGCAUCAACUGCCCUGUUGGGACUGAGCCUGCACUAGGCUUUGAGUACAAAUGGUGGAACACAUUGCCAACUAACAUGGAAACAACAGUCCUCAGUGGAAUCAAUUUUGAAUAUAAGCAGAUGACAGGGUGGGAAGUUGCUGGCGACUACAUCUAUACAGCAGCAGGAGCUUCUGACAAUGAUUUCAUGAUUUUGACGUUGCUGAUUCCUGGAUUCAGUCCCCCACAAACGGUGAUGGAGGACUUGGAAAAUAAGAAGAUAGCAAAAAUUACAUUUGUCUUUGAAACCAUCUGCAGUGUGAAUUGUGAACUUUAUUUCAUGGUGGGUGUGAAUUCCAGAACUAACACACCUGUGGAGACCUGGGUUGGUUCUAAAGGAAAGCAGUCCUACACUUACAUCAUUGAGAAGAACGCAACGAUGAGCUUCACAUGGGCCUUCCAAAGAACAGCAUAUCAUGAGGCGGGAAGAAAAUACACAAACGAUGUUGCCAAGUUGUACUCCAUCAAUGUGACCAAUGCCAUAGAUGGUGUAGCUUCCUACUGCCGGCCAUGUGCUCUAGAAUCCUCAGGCUCAUCCUGUACUUCCUGCCCCCAUGGUCACUACAUUGACAGAGAUGCUGGCAGCUGCUAUCCAUGUGCAUCAAAUACUUACCUGAAAGCCCAUCAGCCUUAUGGCAAGCAGGCUUGCAUCCCUUGUGGCCCUGGCACAAAAAACAACAAGAUCCAUUCUCUUUGUUACAAUGACUGUCACCUCUCAAUUACCUUGAGGGGCAGGACUUUGGAGUAUGAUUUCUCGGCACUGGGCAAUACCACAUCCUUUUUAGCAGGGCCAAGCUUUACUUCAAAAGGGCUAAAAUAUUUUCAUCACUUCAACAUCAGCCUUUGUGGGAAUCAUGGAAGGAAGACAGCUAUCUGCACAGAUAAUGUCACAGAUAUACAUAUUCUUGGCAAGGAAACAGAGUUCUCCAAAUCAAUUUCCACCUAUGUAUGCCAGUCCAUCAUUGUUCCCUCUGAUGUGGUGGGUUACAAAACAGUGGUGUCCUCACAGCCUGUGAGCCUCGCAGACCAUUUUAUAGGGGUAACAACCUCACCCACACUGGACAAUAUCACCUCACCUGCUGACUAUUUCCGUGCUGAGAAUGUGGGCUUACCAGAUGUGAUAUUCUUUUAUAGAUCAAAUGAUGUGACCCAGACUUGUAGUGAUGGGAGAGCCACUGCCAUCAGACUGAGAUGUGAUCCUCUAAAGACCCAGACUGGAAUUCUUUCUGUGCCAAGCAAAUGUCCUGAUGGAACCUGUGAUGGAUGCACUUUCCAUUUCCUAUGGGAGACGGUCGAAGCCUGUCCCCUGUGUUCUAAAGAUGAUUUCCAUGCUAUCACCAGUUCCUGUGUUGGAGGGAUUCAGAGAACUACAUAUGUAUGGCGGGAACCAAAGCUGUGUGCAGGUGGCAUUUUUCUCCCAGAACAAAAAGUCAGCAUCUGCAAAACCAUGGAUUUCUGGUUGAAAGUGGGCAUUUCAGCUGGGACUUGUGCUGCUAUUUUGCUGACUGUCAUGACAUGCUAUUUCUGGAAGAAAAACCAAAAGUUGGAGUAUAAAUAUUCCAAACUGGUGAUGAAUGCCAGUGCCAAGGAUAAUGAGCUGCCAGCUGCUGAUAGUUGUGCCAUCAUGGAGGGGGAAGAUGCAGAGGAUGACCUGAUAUUUACAAGCAAGAAUUCUCUCUUUGGCAAAAUAAAGGCAUUCACUUCAAAGGCACCUCUUAAGUACAGUCAGGCAUGGCAGGAGUCUGUGUGUAGGGAUGUUCUCAAUAAACUAAGAGGAAGAGUCUUCCAGAGAACAUCUGAUGGUUUUGACUCCGUGCCACUGAAGACCUCCUCUAGCACCACUGACAUGGACCUUUAGGAGCAGAUUGCCCACCUCCCAUAUCCUUCCUGCAGGAUGCUUUGGGAGUUCUCCUUGGUUAACAUCUGCACUUUGAUGAACUUGCCAUGUGGCCUUAUUGGAUACUCUUUUAACUUUAGCUUCUUAUUGUACCUUUUUUAAGCCGAAAAUUUUAACAUUUCCUCCAAAAGCAAAACUGUGCCAAAUACACAUGUGCUUUUAAAAUUA